UUUAAUUUCCAAUUAUUCUUUCACAAGUUUUUGUUACCUCGUACAGAUCGAGUCAUACUUUAUUUUUUCGAUAUAAUUAAGGAACAAUGUCCAUCAUCACCAAAUCUAUUAAUAUUGCAUGUGGGGUUUUGCCUAGGCUCAAUAUUACUAACAAGCCCUCCUAUAUGUCCGGAACUCGAAUAUUCUUUUAUUCUUCGUCUUCUUCACAUUUCGUUUCUGCAAAUAAUCGUAAUCAACAUGUUUUUCGGAGAGCGAAACAGUACGGCGCAAGUCGAAGGAGAUUUGUCGUACGAAGUGUUGUCGGACCAGGAUCUCCGCCGCCAACAGAGCCUCCUUACAACUUCAUAAAUUGGGCUGUGGGGUUUGCAAUGACAGUAGUUAUACCCUUCUUCACACACAAAUGGACAUCACUUCUCAAACUCAAGAAUGAAGUUGAAACGGCGGUGGAAGCGGUAGAAGGAAUAGUGGACGCGGUGGAGAAAGUGGCGGAGGGGGUGGAGAAAGUGGCGGAGGACAUAGCCGAAGAUCUCCCGGAAGGCGGCCGGCUUAGAAAAGCCGUCGAUUUUAUCGAACAUGUGGCCGAAAGAGCGAAUAGGGAUGCUCAUUUAGUCGGAGACUUCAUCGAUAAGGUUCAAGAAGUGGAAGACAAGGUGGAGGAUUAUGUAGAAUCAUUGGCUGAAGAUGCCAUAUUCGGCCAUCAGCAUUCUUCCAAACAAAAGCAAGAAGAAGAAGAAGAAAAAGUUCAAGAGAUACCUAGAGAAUAAAUUAAUUAGCUAUUAAUUAAUGGCUCAA
Molecule: messenger RNA, 792 nt
Organism: Erythranthe guttata (spotted monkey flower)
Lineage: Eukaryota; Viridiplantae; Streptophyta; Magnoliopsida; Lamiales; Phrymaceae
Source: RefSeq, a predicted model, not a curated record